Molecule: messenger RNA, 3614 nt
Organism: Schistocerca serialis cubense
Lineage: Eukaryota; Metazoa; Arthropoda; Insecta; Orthoptera; Acrididae
Gene: Stt3B
Product: dolichyl-diphosphooligosaccharide--protein glycosyltransferase subunit STT3B
Exons: 15
Coding region: 278-2617 (779 amino acids)
Biological process (GO): post-translational protein modification
Cellular component (GO): membrane
Molecular function (GO): dolichyl-diphosphooligosaccharide-protein glycotransferase activity
Source: RefSeq, a predicted model, not a curated record
UCUGCUCACGAGUUUUGAUAUGUUUCGCGAAGUCUUUGAAAUGGAUGGCGGUGAAUGAGAGUGGCGUGUUUAGCCGGAUUAACGUUUGAUAUUAAAUUGAUUAAUGAAUGGUUGUGAGUGUGUGGCUGUAUACUAAUAAUGAACUAGGUCAACAUUGUUUAAUUUAAAAUUCGCAAAAACGCUGAGUUGCAGCGAAAAGUGGUUCGUAGAACUUCUGUGAAGCAGCAGUUGACAUAAGCGUCCUACGUGUCUCUAUAGUUAGUUGCUAAGUGUGAAGAUGGUUGUACCUGCAGCAAGUAGGAGUGGACAGGCUCCAAUAUCGACUUCGUCGGGAUGGAAGAGCCUCAUAACAUUUACGGUUCUAUUUUUAGCGUGGAUUUCUGGUUUUGCAUCCAGAUUGUUUGCUGUGAUAAGAUUUGAGAGUAUCAUCCAUGAAUUUGAUCCAUGGUUCAAUUAUAGAGCAACAGCUUACAUGGUGAAAAAUGGGUUUUACCAGUUCCUGAAUUGGUUUGAUGAGAGAGCAUGGUAUCCUCUUGGCAGAAUUGUUGGAGGGACUGUUUAUCCAGGACUGAUGAUUACCUCUGGCAGUAUACAUUAUGUUCUACAUUCUCUGAAUAUACCUGUUCACAUUCGGGACAUAUGUGUUUUCUUAGCUCCUGUUUUUAGUGGCCUGACAGCAAUUGCUACAUAUCUGUUAACAAAAGAAUUGUGGUCACCAGGAGCUGGCCUCUUUGCAGCAUGCUUCAUCGCAAUUGUUCCUGGCUAUAUUAGCCGAUCAGUAGCUGGAAGUUACGACAAUGAAGGGAUAGCUAUAUUUGCUUUACAACUAACAUACUAUUUAUGGGUGAAAUCAGUGAAAUCUGGCUCAAUAUUUUGGUCCUGUAUGACUGCACUAUCAUAUUUUUAUAUGGUUUCAGCUUGGGGUGGAUACGUUUUUAUUAUAAACCUAAUACCUCUUCACGUUUUUGCUUUACUGUUAAUGGGGCGAUACUCAAAUCGCCUUUUCACAAGCUACACAACAUUUUACAUCUUGGGGCUUAUCCUUAGUAUGCAGAUACCAUUUGUUGGCUUUCAGCCAAUUCGUACUAGUGAACAUAUGGCUGCUACAGGUGUAUUUGCUCUCUUAAUGGCAGUUGCAUUCUUGAAAUACCUGCAGAGUAUUCUGUCAAAGGCAGAAUUCAAAUAUUUCUUCACUGUGUCUGCCCUGGCGUCUGCUGGAAUUGUUUUUCUAACAGUAGUAGGUCUCACUUACGCAGGAGUAAUUGCUCCUUGGAGCGGAAGGUUCUAUUCGCUAUGGGACACGGGAUAUGCUAAAAUACAUAUUCCCAUCAUUGCCUCAGUGUCAGAACAUCAGCCUACUACAUGGUUUUCCUUCUUUUUUGAUCUCCACAUACUUGCUACUAUGUUUCCUGUUGGGUUGUGGUAUUGCAUAAAAAAUGUAAAUGAUGAAAGAGUAUUUGUUGUUCUUUAUGCACUUAGUGCUGUAUAUUUUGCUGGUGUUAUGGUUCGUCUUAUGCUCACACUGACGCCUGUUGUUUGUGUCCUGAGUGGAAUCGCUUUUUCUCAACUUCUCGAGUUGUAUCUUAAAGAAGAUGAAAGUCCACAUGUCUCCUACAGUGACAGUGAAGAUGACAGCAAUGGUGACAAAAACAGUCGCAAUAUGUAUGAUAAGGCAGGAAAAUUAAGGAAGAUGAAGCAUGAACAGCAAAGAGAAUCUGAUGGCCUCGGAGUCAACAUACGCAGUAUUAUUAUUGUUGCAAUUCUGAUGUUGCUAAUGAUGUUUGCAGUACAUUGCACAUGGGUAACUAGCAAUGCCUAUUCUAGUCCCAGUAUUGUAUUGGCAUCUUAUGGUCACGACGGGUCCAGACAGAUUUUGGAUGAUUUUCGUGAAGCUUAUUAUUGGUUGUCGCAAAAUACACAUAGUGAUGCUAGAGUAAUGAGUUGGUGGGACUAUGGAUAUCAGAUUGCUGGAAUGGCAAAUCGUACAACAUUGGUUGAUAACAAUACAUGGAACAACAGCCAUAUUGCAUUGGUAGGAAAAGCAAUGUCAUCAAAUGAAAGUGAAGCCUACAAAAUAAUGAUUUCUUUGGAUGUGGAUUAUGUCCUUGUUAUAUUUGGUGGUGUUAUUGGAUACUCCGGUGAUGACAUCAACAAAUUUUUGUGGAUGGUGAGAAUAGCUGAAGGUGAACAUCCGAAAGACAUUCGGGAGAGUGAUUAUUUCACCGAUCGUGGGGAAUUCAGGGUUGAUGCUGAAGGCACACCCACACUUCUCAACUGCCUGAUGUACAAACUAAGUUAUUAUAAGUUUGGAGAACUGAAGCUUGAUUACCGAAGUCCAGCAGGGUUUGAUAGAACAAGAAAUGCAAUAAUUGGAAAUAAGAAUUUUGAACUGACAUAUUUAGAAGAAGCCUAUACGACUGAACACUGGCUUGUCAGAAUAUACAGGGUUAAAAAGCCUGACGAGUUCAAUCGACCUCGCAUACCUGUAUCAGAACGUAAGAUUAAACGAAGCAGAGCAUUCAUCUCAAAGAAGACCAAUAAACGUAAGAAAGGUACAAUAAAAAAUAAGCCUAUUGUUAUAAAGGGCAAAAAGCCAGCUUCUCGUCAAGCAUCCUAGUAUGGAGACAUGAACGUUUGCCUGCCUUCACAGUGUGCCUGAGCCAACAAGACAUACCACAGUACUGUUAUAAAGUCUGAAAAUUUUUGUUGAUAAAAAUUGUUGAAUAUUUUUCAUUGUAUUUAUUGACUAUUUCUAAGUCACAGACUUUUCAAGAAUGAACAAUAAAAUCAUUACAGCUUUUUUUCCUUUUAUUUUAAUAGAAAUGCAUGUUUCUAAAAUUAGAGCUGAUUCGUUAUUUUCCUCAAAUAUUGAGGAUUCAAAUUUUGUUUUGUCAUUUUUUAAUUAUUAUUUUGUGUCUUUGCUUUUGACAGUGGGUUUAUUUACUUCAGUACAGGCAUUAUGUUUCAUUGCAUUACAUCUCAUUGUCUUGAAUCCUUGAUCAUUAUCAAAAGGCCCAUAUAAUUCUUAGGACAAACUUAAGUAAUUUUAUAAUUACAAAUCAUUUGUGGAUUACCAACAAUCUAUCUAAAUUCUCAGGGCCUGUAAAUUUCACCCUGUGUUAGUAGCAUAUUGGUUUUAAAAAAACCAGAGUUACAUAUGUGAAAGCACAGAAAAUAUGAUUUAAUUUGCCUUUGUUUUUUUGUGCAUAAAGUGAAACAGUUCUGUGGCAUGGCUUACACUUUUUAAUGCAGUUGUUUGUAGGGAGCAGAAAUGCACUGCCUAUUUAAAUAUAUUUUACUGGCUGAAACAUCGUGUACUCCUUUUGACAACACGAAAACUGACUGCAGUUUUUAUUAACUGUAUUAGCAUCGCAAUGGAGCUGGUUUUAUUAUGACAUUAAUGACUUUUGUAAUAUUGUCAUAACAGCAUGAACUAAUUUCAUUGUUUUGUGAGCCUGUCAUAAAAUAGAUUCUUGGUUAUUCCUUGGGAUAGCAACUACUUUGUACAUCUCGGUGAAACACGGAAUUUAUUACUCGAGAGGAGUUUUUUGUAUUGUUUGUUAAAUAGUGAGCACAUUAAAUGAAUAAAAGAAAAUUUUGUUAUUUUGUGGUUA